This is a messenger RNA of Macrosiphum euphorbiae (potato aphid), 255 nucleotides long. The record is from the annotation of a GenBank genome assembly. Lineage: Eukaryota; Metazoa; Arthropoda; Insecta; Hemiptera; Aphididae.
AUGUAUCCAGUUAAGUCCGGAAAGCACCUGUACAAAAAUCUUUUUGUUACAUUCCGGAAAGUCAAUGAUUAUCAAAAUGCGUCUGAUACUUGCAUGUCAAUGGGAGAUUUGUACUUAAAAAGUGAUGAUCAAGAAAAUGCAAGAAAUGCAUUCUGUUGUGCUGUACUUUUAAACCCAGGGAAUGCAGUUGGUCAUUGGAAAUUAGGCCUGACUAUGUAUAAUUUGGGACAUUCGGAUUUGGCUCUUAUAAGGUAA